Camelina sativa (false flax) is the source of this 938-nucleotide messenger RNA. Its product is annotated as basic leucine zipper 1. NCBI's taxonomy places the organism in Eukaryota, Viridiplantae, Streptophyta, Magnoliopsida, Brassicales, Brassicaceae. Gene Ontology annotation, cellular component: nucleus. Gene Ontology annotation, molecular function: transcription cis-regulatory region binding; DNA-binding transcription factor activity. The record is from RefSeq and is a predicted model, not a curated record. Gene Ontology annotation, biological process: positive regulation of DNA-templated transcription.
CUAAUAAGAACAACUUCUCCCACUUUCAUCUUUUUCGAUCUUAUCCUUAUCUUCUUCCUUGUUCUAUUUCGCUUCUAACUAAAUCUCUCUCUUAAUACCAAACAUAAUCGAUAAAGAUCCUUCUUGUUUAAUUUUUUCCAGAUCCUCGUCAAUCACAGAUUCUUGAAAAAAUAUUGAGAGUUCUUGAGUUAUGAAAUGACAAUGGACAGUGUUAUGAAAUGAGAAACCUCAACCAAUUCUCACGAUUACUUGUUUAUCAUUCCGUAUCCGUUGUCAUUCUUCAUUGGUUUUACGUUAUCUCUUGAAGCAGAUUUUGAUUAGACAACGCACAAACAUGGCAAACGCAGAGAAGACAACAACAAGUUCAGGUUCCGACAUAGACGAGAAGAAAAGAAAACGCAAGCUAUCAAACCGCGAGUCAGCUAGGAGAUCGCGUUUGAAGAAACAGAAGCUAAUGGAAGACACGAUUCACGAGAUCUCGAGUCUUGAACGACGAAUCAAAGAGAACAGCGAGAGAUGCCGAGUUGUGAAAGAGAGGCUUGACUCGGUCGAAACGGAGAACGCGGUUCUUAGGUCGGAGAAAACGUGGCUUUCGAGUUACGUUAGCGAUUUAGAGAAUAUGAUUGCUAAAACGAGUUUGACGCUGACGCAGAGUGGCGGUGGCGGUGGGGAUUGUGAUGGGGAUCAGAACGCAAACGCGGAAAUAGCGGUUGGAGAUUGUAGACGACUUAAACCGUGGAAGUUGAGCUGUGAUUCUCUACAACCAAUGGCGUCUUUCAAGACAUGAUGAGAUUUGUGUAUUAUUAGUGUGUUUGUUUUUUAAUUUUGGUCAUUUUUUCUCGUUUAAUUUGUAAUCGUUAUUUUAUAUCGAAUUGUUUCUUCUCAUUACAUUAUGAUACAAUUGUUUUUUGUUCUUGUUUCCAACAUUUUUUAUUUAA